AUGAUUUUUUUACUCAAUAAUGGCACAGGGUAGCUGUGUGCCAGUACUAAGGACAAUACUCCUACUCUUUCCUAUUCUCCCCUGGGGGUCGGGUGUGGGGUGUGGAGGAGGGGCAGAGAAUAUGGAGAAUAAAAAAAAAAUAUUCUUAAAAAACACACAGUGCCCUUUGGAGAAAAAAAUAUUUUUCUUCUGUACUUCUGCACUUCAGUUCAACCAUUCAAACUACAUUCUAUAGAGAACCCACCACAGGCUCUGAUGAUGUCAGAGCCAAACCAGUCUCAGAGGCUUAUUCUUUGGCCUCUGACUGAAGCCAGGGUUCACAUAUAUGUGCUUUCUGACACAUAUUAUUUCACACAUAUUUUAGAAGUGUUCUCUCUCCAGUUCUGCCAUCUUUCCCAGAUGACAGCCCAGUGUCCAUCAACAUGUUCUAACAUAUUCUUGUUAGGUGCUUCCAACAGAGAGCAGCUGGCAUAUAUGCCAGAAGUCUCUAGCAAAUGGGGCUAGAGAUCCCAUGUCAUGGUUUAAAAUGCAGAUGUGUUUCCCAGCCCAAUCAGGUUUCUUUAUUUCUUAUUCAGAGGAGCAGGGCUGUGCCUCUGUUAGUAUAACACCAUGUCUUGACACCUUGAAAGAAUUAUCUGAAUUCAGUAAGAUUCUUCAUCCAAGUGACUCACAAGUAUUCUAUUCUCUCAGGGGUCUCUCAGAUGCCCUUCUGAUUUUUCUUUAGUACUGGAUAUACUACUCCUCCUAUAUUUACUUAUACAGAUAAUCUCUAACAGUCUAUGCAAGACCAAGUCUCUCUCUCACAAAAAAUGCUCACAAAUAAAUUUUUUCUGGUUUUGGUGGAAACCUCACAGGGGUAUUAGUUACCUGUAGAAAGUAAAAUGCAAUCCUUGCGAGCGUGUUUGCGCUCCUUCCUCCUUGGAUGGACCCUCAAGUUUUCUUGCUCUUCUCACUUUUUCAUAGCUGCAAUGCAGCCAAGUACCAACUGGCACCUGAAAGAAAAUGCAAGAGAUCACCACACAAGUAAAUUUUCUAGCAAAGAGCUGAUUGUGAGGAGAGGACAGGCCUUCACUGUCACCUUCAAUGGAACAGAACAGCCUGAGCAAAACUUAACAUUCAUCGCAGAAACAGGUCCAAAACCCUCAAAGCUGGCUAAGACCCAGGCCACAUUUGGUAUCUCCAGCACAGUGAGCAAGGAGAGCUGGAGUGCAGUUCUACAGUCUACCAGUUCCAACUCUGUGAGCAUCUCCAUCUCCAGCCCACCUAACGCUGUCAUUGGACGUUACAAGCUGAGCGUUCAAACUACUUCCAUCGGCAGCUCCUCUCCGGCAAGCCUUGGCACUUUUGUUUUGCUCUUUAACCCUUGGUCUUCAGGUGAUGAUGUGUUCAUGCCUAACAAGGCUGAGUGUGAGGAAUAUGUGCUAGAAGAGUUUGGCAUAAUUUUUGCGGGCAAUAAAAAUCAUAUCAACAGCUUUGGAUGGAACUUUGGCCAGUUUCAAGGAGAUAUUCUCAAUAUUUGCCUUUCCAUGAUGGAUCGAAGCUUAAACUAUCGUCAAGAUCCUGCCACAGAUGUAUCUCACCGAAAUGACCCCAAAUAUCUGGGCCGCGUUCUCAGUGCAAUGGUCAAUGCCAAUGAUGACCAAGGGGUUCUGCUAGGAAACUGGAGUGGAAAUUAUGAGGGUGGGAAAAGUCCAAGCAGCUGGACUGGAAGUGGUGAAAUCCUGCAAAACUGGAAGAAAUCAGGAUUCAAACCUGUUAGAUAUGGACAAUGCUGGGUUUUUGCAGCAGUACUGACUACAGUGCUCAGAUGUCUGGGGAUCCCCACUCGUACGAUUACAAAUUUCAGCUCUGCCCACGAUGCAGAUGGAAAUCUGCGUGUGGAUGAAUUCUACGAUGCUUCUGGAAAUCAUUUGGACAGGGCAGCUGACAGCAUAUGGAAUUUCCAUGUCUGGAAUGAAAGCUGGUUUUCCCGCAGUGACUUGGGCCCCUCAUACAGUGGAUGGCAAGUUCUGGAUGCAACUCCUCAAGAAGAAAGUGGAGGAAUUUAUCAGUGUGGUCCUGCCUCACGGAAUGCCAUCAAAGAAGGAGAUGUAGAUCUGGACUAUGACUGCCCAUUCGUAUUUGCAGAAGUGAAUGCAGACUGCAUGUACUGGAAUUAUGACACUGCAACUGGAAAGAAAACAUUAAUGUUCUCUAAGUCUACUGUAAUCGGCCAAUUCAUCAGCACAAAGGCCGUUGGUAAAGACGAUCGUGUAGAUGUCACCAAUGAUUAUAAAUAUGAAGAAGGCUCUACAAAAGAAAGAGACAUUUUUAAAAAAGCCCGUAAGAAGCUGGGACUUGAGGAUAAAUUUGAUCCUACAGCACCAACACCACAGGAAAUCGAUCAAAAGCCUGACAUCUCAGGGAAAUUCAAGGUGGCUGGCCCUUUAGAAGUUGGGAAAGAUCUCAAUCUAGUUCUGGUUCUUGCAAACCUACAGUCUGAUGCUAAGACUGUUCAUAUAAAUACGACUGCUUGGAGCACUGUGUACACUAGAAGACCGGUUCAUGAGAUCUGGAAGGACUCCAUAUCUGUCACUCUAUCUCCUAGGGAAGAGAAACAAUUUCCCAUUAAGAUAUCAUAUACUGAAUAUCAACAGCAGUUAACUACAGACAACACAAUCCAGGUAACAGCUUUAUGUCAUGUAGAAGGUGGGAUUCAAGUGCUAGUGCAAAGAGACAUCACCCUGGACAACCCUGCCCUUGACAUACAGGUACUCGGUGAAGCAAAAGUGAAUAAAGAAGUGGAUGUGGAAGUGCUAUUUACCAAUCCUAUUGAUACGGAAGUGAUGGACUGUGUGCUGCAGGUAGAAGGCAAUGACCUGCUCAAAGGAAUUCUUGAGAUAGACGUGCCACCACUGAAAGCCAGUGAGAAAUCCAGUACAAAGUUUAAACUCAUCCCUUUUGAGACGGGUCCCAAACAUCUACUUGUUAAUUUCUCCUGUGAUAAAUUUGCAAAUAUCAAGACCUUUAAACUGGUAAAUGUGACUGACUAACAUGAAGUUAUACAGUGAAUGAUCUGUGUGUGUAUAAAUCAAAUAAAAUGCCGUAAGAAAUCUUGUAUAAGAAAACAAUGAGAAAAUUAGCAAUACAAAACCAUUGCUUCCUCUGAUAAGGGGUUACCAACAUAA
Messenger RNA from Athene cunicularia (burrowing owl), 3167 nucleotides. Its product is annotated as protein-glutamine gamma-glutamyltransferase E-like. The transcript has 12 exons. Gene Ontology annotation, molecular function: protein-glutamine gamma-glutamyltransferase activity. The coding region runs from base 882 to 3032 and encodes 716 amino acids. Gene Ontology annotation, biological process: peptide cross-linking. The record is from RefSeq and is a predicted model, not a curated record. Lineage: Eukaryota; Metazoa; Chordata; Aves; Strigiformes; Strigidae.